Messenger RNA from Falco peregrinus (peregrine falcon), 2797 nucleotides. RefSeq names its product pellino E3 ubiquitin protein ligase family member 2 (gene PELI2). The coding region runs from base 124 to 1386 and encodes 420 amino acids. The transcript has 6 exons. Gene Ontology annotation, molecular function: protein binding; ubiquitin protein ligase activity. The record is from RefSeq and is a predicted model, not a curated record. Lineage: Eukaryota; Metazoa; Chordata; Aves; Falconiformes; Falconidae. Gene Ontology annotation, biological process: protein polyubiquitination; regulation of Toll signaling pathway.
CCCCGGUGUAGUGGCCGUUGUCGGGCGGCCGCCGGCUCAGUGCGGGUCGCAGCGCGGAGCCCGCUCGGCACUCGCCCCCGCGGCGGGUGGGACUGCAGCGGCGGGAGACCUAGCGGCGGCCCCAUGUUUUCCCCCAGCCAGGAGGAGCACUGCGCGCCUAACAAGGAGCCCGUCAAGUACGGGGAGCUGGUGGUGCUGGGGUAUAAUGGAUCCCUCCCUAAUGGUGACAGAGGACGCAGGAAAAGCAGAUUUGCCCUUUAUAAGCGACCGAAGGCAAAUGGAGUUAAGCCCAGCACUGUUCACGUGAUUUCUACUCCUCAAGCAUCAAAGGCCAUCAGCUGUAAAGGUCAGCACAGUAUCUCUUACACGUUAUCCAGAAACCAGACUGUUGUAGUGGAAUAUACUCAUGAUAAAGAUACGGACAUGUUUCAGGUUGGGAGGUCAACAGAAAGCCCCAUAGACUUUGUAGUAACAGAUACUAUUUCUGGAAGUCAAAAUAAUGAUGAAACCCAGAUUACGCAAAGCACCAUAUCCCGUUUUGCAUGCAGGAUUGUUUGUGACAGGAGCCCGCCAUAUACAGCAAGAAUUUUUGCAGCUGGAUUUGACUCAUCUAAAAAUAUAUUUCUUGGUGAAAAAGCGGCAAAGUGGAAAAAUCCUGAUGGCCACAUGGAUGGAUUGACAACUAAUGGGGUGCUGGUCAUGCAUCCAAAAGGAGGGUUCACGGAGGAGUCUAAACCUGGAGUUUGGCGGGAGAUCUCAGUCUGUGGUGAUGUGUACACUCUCCGGGAAACCAGAUCUGCUCAACAAAGGGGGAAACUGGUAGAAAAUGAGACCAACGUCCUGCAAGAUGGCUCUCUCAUUGACCUGUGUGGAGCCACCCUUCUGUGGAGAACGGCAGAUGGACUGUUUCACACUCCAACUCAGAAACACAUUGAAGCUCUGCGACAGGAGAUCAACGCUGCCAGACCACAGUGUCCUGUUGGGUUAAACACUUUAGCAUUUCCCAGCAUCAACCGUAAAGAUGUGGUAGAAGAGAAGCAGCCCUGGGCAUACCUCAGCUGUGGCCAUGUUCAUGGCUAUCACAACUGGGGACAUCGCAGUGACACAGAAGCCAAUGAGCGGGAGUGUCCUAUGUGCAGAACCAUUGGCCCCUAUGUGCCUCUUUGGCUUGGCUGUGAAGCAGGCUUUUAUGUGGAUGCUGGUCCUCCAACUCAUGCUUUCACCCCCUGUGGACAUGUGUGCUCUGAGAAGUCUGCAAAAUACUGGUCUCAAAUCCCACUGCCUCAUGGUACUCAUGCAUUUCAUGCUGCCUGCCCUUUUUGUGCAACACAACUGUCUGGGGAACACAACUGCAUCAAGCUAAUUUUUCAGGGUCCAAUUGACUGAUCUCACUUUGCAAUGACCACAAUAACAUUUUCUUUAACAAUUUACUGUGAAGAUUUUGCCACUAACUCUAGAUUUUACCUUUUUUUAUAAUGUUAUUAAUCGGGUGGUAGGGUGGGGAUGGGGAACUGCCAAGGAAAUUGUGAGGAACUGUGGUGGAAUUGGGAUACAUUGAUACCUGGAACUUGACAGAUAUCAGUGGUGUUGCAUGCUCAAAAGCAGCAUAUUCAUGAAGUCUUCUUGGUCAAAGUGUAGUAUAUUUGUAAUCUUUUAUUAGUACCCUGGCUCAGAAAAAGGUGUCUUAAUGAUUUUUUUAAGCUAAGAUUUUUUAAUGGAAAGGUUUUUUCCUCUAAACUUUGACAAGCCUUUAAAACCUAUUUUUCAAAUCUAGAAGGAACAUACAGAAUGUAACUGUCUUUAAUUUGCAAUAUAAUUUAACUUGAAUAGUUUCUCAAGGAGCUAAUACAGAAUGUGUGGACAACCAUAGGUGAAUGUUCACUAGAGGUAAUUGGAUAUGUAAGAGAAAAAUUAGCUGCCUAAAUUGUAGAGUAUAAAAGCUAUUAAAAUAUCUAUUAUGGUAUAACACAGCUGGCCAAAAAGGCAUCAAAGAUUACUUGAAACUGAGGAAAUCCUGUUGGCAUUGAUUUCCUUUCAGUGUAAUAGAUAUCCACUGUUCAUUGUGUAUGGUAUGUGGCUGGUUUUUUCUUUCUUUUUUUUUCUCCCCUGUUUAACCUGCAUCUGGUGAAACUGCUUUACUUUUUUACAUACUUAGUUCUGUUUUUUAAGCCGAUGUUCUGUAUAUGUGUAGUCCGGCCUUUUUAUUUCUGCUUAACUUCGCUUGCCCUAACUGCUCCUUGCAUGCCCGGGACCAUUGGGUUAAUUGAGAUGUAGCGAGCAUUUAAAAAACUGUAUUAAUGAAGGGGCAGUGCUGCAGCAAGACAGAAGGUUUAGGUAUGUGUAACUUACACAAAACUUACUUACAUAGACCUGAAUUCAGGAAAGCACUUAGUAUGUGUUUAAAUAUAAGCCCACGGAUGGGACUGUUUAGAUUCUCAAGUGCUUCAAUGGAUUGUGGUUAUAUGCUAUUAUGUUUUGAAAUAAAAAAGCAAUUAAAAAUGCUUUUUUUUUUAAGCUCACUUACUAGCCAAAAUGCUGUAAGGAGAGCAGUCGUUUCUAAUUCAGCUGAGUAUUUUUGUUGAAUUUUCAACUUGCUGCCAUCUGUCACCUUUUUUUGCAGAUUGAGAUGUGUUUGUAUCCAUUUUUUAAAUGUUUGCAAAUCAAAUAACAUGCAAGUGUAAUCAAAUAUAUGCACCAGGGUGGUACAUCUGAAGUGGAUCACUUGAAAUUCCUGACUUGAAGAGAGCUGAUAAAUGUUUACUAUGGAAAUAAUUAAAUCAGAAUUUCAUGAGAUGUA